Molecule: messenger RNA, 4187 nt
Organism: Tachyglossus aculeatus (Australian echidna)
Lineage: Eukaryota; Metazoa; Chordata; Mammalia; Monotremata; Tachyglossidae
Gene: ENG
Product: endoglin
Exons: 15
Coding region: 337-2313 (658 amino acids)
Biological process (GO): vasculogenesis
Source: RefSeq, a predicted model, not a curated record
GGGCCAGGCUGGGCCAGGCUGGGCUGGAACAGCUCACUCCGGACAGCUCCCGCCACCACAUAACACCCCUGGCCAGCAGUCGGGACCCGGGCCGCCUCCCCCAAAACCAUAAGACACCUUCCUCCUCUUUCUCCUCCUCCUCUUCCUCCCCCUCUCCUUCCUCCUCCUCCUCCUCGUCCUCCUCCUUUUCCUGCCUCUUCCUCUUCUUGCUCCCCUGGAGGGAAGGCUGGAUCAGAGAAGCGGCCAAGCCCGCCACCAACGCCGCCCAGUCCGGCUGUCUGUUCCGGGACCGCUGCCCCUGGACACUGGAUAAAGAGUCACUGACGGACAGAGACCAUGGAUGGGGCCCUGUGCUUGGCCAGUGCACUGCUGCUUCUCCUCGCCUGCCCUUUUCCCUGCCCAUUCUGCUCUGCAGAUCCCAUGGAGACCCUGGGCUGUGACCUGCAACCUCUGGACCCGCACCGUGGAGAGGUGACUUACACCACCAGCCUGGUCCCCAAUGGCUGUGCCAGUCGGGUCCCUGCAGACAAAGCCCAAGAAGUCCACGUCCUCCAUCUCAAGUUUUCAAAGAUGUCUGAACUGAAGCUGGAAAUCAAGUCAGAAGACACCCAGCCGCGGGAGGUACACCUGGUGAUCAGCGUCAGCACUACCGUUACUCUCCGUUUGCAGGCACCAGGAAUCCAGCUCAACCUGUCCUAUGACACCACCCUGCUGUACCCCUCAACCCCACAGCUGCCCCACACCCAGCUGCCCCCCCUCGCCAACGGCAGCCAGCUCCUUCAGUGGGCGCGGGACCGCUUUGGGGGCAUCACGUCCUACGCAGAGAUGGACGAUCCCCAAAAAAUCAUUUUCCGGCUGGGCCAGGCUCCCGAGAGGCCGGAGAAAUGCAUCCCACAGGCCAACUUCAAUGCGGGGAGCUACCUGGAGUGGGAGGCCAGGGCCUCAGAGGUGCGAAGCUGCAGUUUCCACAAUGGGCUGGUUGGGAAGGAGGCUCACAUCCUAAGGGUGCGGCAAGACCCCACGGCCAGUGCUCAGACGGUGGAAGUGAAGCUGGACCUGACCUGUCAGGAGGGGAACACGGUGCAAGGAGAGGAGACCAUCCUGAUUCUGCAGAGUCAGCAGAGCGUGACCUGGGCCAUCGAUGCCCUCCAAGUGAAGAUCUGGUCCACAGGAGUUAAUUUCGUCAAGAUGUUUCCCGAAUCGAAAUUACCCGGCUUAGCCCUCCCCGACACCCAGGAAGGGCUGCUGCACGAGGCCCUGAAGCUGAACGCCGACCUCAUCGCCUCCUACACUGAGAUUCCACCCUCCAGGAAGGUCACCCUCAGCUUCCCCAGAUGCGGCCUAAGCACUACGAUGCCAACUACCCCAGGAGUGAUCCUGGCCAAGGAAAGCUGUGCCCGGCAGAUGCUGACAAAUCUGCUCAAAGCCGAGUGCUCUGGGAACUUCAUGGAGAUCAUCCUGGAUAAGCAGGUUCUAAUGGCCUUGAACUGCCCAGUCUUGGACAUCUCCUUCCGGAAAAUGCCCGGCUGCCAGGCGCAGGAAGACAGCAGCCAGUUCUCCCUGCGCAGGUCCUCGGCGGAGUGCGCCAUGCAGAUGGAGGACUUCCUCCUGCUCAAGAACGAGGUGGUGGUGACCUUGAUCUUGGACCCAGAGCCCUUGGUGGUGCCUGUGCAGUGCAUGAACCCUGAUGACCUCUCCUUCCAAAUGGACCUAUACCACAGCCCAGACUUCAAAGAGUUCCUCUCUUCCAUUGAGCCAGGACAAACGAUUUAUGUUCAGGUGAAGGUGUCACCAGCAGGCAAGGAGAUGAAUCUGCAGUUGCAGGAGUGCACGCUGGACUUGGAGCCGGGCCCCAAAAGCUGGAACCUGAUCCAGCUGGGCAUGGCCAAGAGUCCCCGGGUCAGCCUGCUGUCCCCCGGGUCCCCCGCGGGGCCUACCAAGAGAUUCAGCUUUCUCUUCUGGAAGGACCCGAUGCCCGCCCGAUCCACGGUCACCCUCAACUGCAGCAUCCGCCUGCAGUACAGGAGCUGGAGCAAGGAUUUCCAGGUGUCAGUUCUGAAGCAGCUGAAGAUCAGGAAUCCGGUCCAGCCCACCCAGGGCCUGGGUAUGCCCACUGUCCUGGGUAUCACCUUUGGCGCCUUCCUCAUUGGGGCACUGCUCACGGCCGCUCUCUGGUACAUCUACUCGCACACACGUCCCACGGGCAAGAGGGAGCCUGUCAUGGCCACAGCCCCGGCCUCCGAGAGCAGCAGCACCAACCACAGUAUUGGCAGCACCCAAAGCACUCCCUGCUCCACCAGCAGCAUGGCGUAGCCUGCCUUGGCCCCGGCCCUCCCCACACCCACCCACCCACCCAUGGGAGAGGACUGGGUGCCCAUCUACCCUAGACUGCACCAGUCACUGGAGAGGGAGGCCACGGACAGUGCCACGGACAGCCUCGUUCCGGCCCCUUUGCUACCCAAAUGUCCAGACCCACCCCCUUGCCGGACAAAGAGCAGGGGGCCACCCCUCUCUGGGCCCUAGACUUUCGGAGGGUCACGGAGCUCGCUGGGGCCUGGCCACUCCAGACUGAGGGCAGCUGGAGAGCACCCGGCAGGCGAGAGGGCAGGUCGGUCUAGGCCUCAGCUUAACCUGACCGUCGCAGACACUGACAGCGCCCUGGUGAUGGGAAGAUCGGCUCUGCUGACAAGCGAGACUUUGGGCCACUGUCAUCCCCACCUACCUGCGGAUCGGCCGCUGGGAACUGGGGCCGCGCUCCCCUUCCCAGCCCUGGGCGGCGAGGAGUGUCCGACACCUUGGCCAGCCUGGGCUGCAGCCCUCUCUCCUGAUGUCGAGGUCUUAUACAUUCAAUGAAUGGUUGUAUCGAUCCCAGUCUCCAGCCCCAAGUAAACCCCCUCCUCCCUUAACCCAGCGCUGGCCCAGCCUCCCUCUUUCUAGGCUUUUUCUGCUCCCCCGCAGAAGCCUCUGCCUGCAGUCAAAUCCUCCCGAGUGUCCAGAGGGCUGAGGAGGGGAACAGAGGAGGGCUGAAACACCUUCGGGUUGACCCUGGCUCUGGUAGAGGGGGAGGGAGGAGGCCAGCAGCGAGCCUGCUCUGUACCUGCGCAUGCUGCAUUGCAAUGCUAUUGUAUUAACAUAUUUCUUCCUUGUAUUUUUAUCCUGGGAUGAGAGGUCAGAGAAGGCUGGGGAAGCCAGAGGAGUGGAUUUGAAGUCCACACCACAGCCCAUGGGCUUCGCUCCAGUCGGCUGCUCUUUAUUUAUUCAAGGGGCCUGGGGGACCCAAACUGAACUCUGACCACCACCACGCCACCCCCCCACCCGCCCAGGGACUCAGCUGCUGCCCCAGGCUCGUGGGCGAGGGCUGGGGUGAGGUGAGAGAUUGGGAGUCAGGGGGGAUACCAGUUCCAGAGUACCUCUCUGUCCUCUUUGGGGUCUGGAGCUGCGCUAAGGAGUGGAGUCCCGGCCGUAGGGGACGACAAGCCCAGCCGUUUCUGCCCGUGAACUUCCUCCAGGCCUCAACUUCCUUUGCCGGCCAGGGCCCACCGCCCAACGCCUUCCACCGUGGCUUAGCAGCCGGAGUUAACUGCAGCCAGUGCAAGCUCUGGACAAAGAGAGCCAAUCCAGAGUGCACUGAGCACUGGGCUGGGAGGGUUGCUGGCCCGAGGGCAGCCCUCCACCAUCCUGCUGAACUCCAAGAGGCUCCCUAGAAAGGGUCAGUCAGCCAGCACUUUUCCCAUUUCCUACAGCCCACGCCACCGCCCCACAACAGGAAUCCCUAACCGCCUCCGCCCCAACCAUGUCCAUCCUGCCCAGAAAUAGGGUACAGUGGCUGCCUCCUGUUGGCCAGCUGUCCCACCCGUGGCAGACUCGCAGAGCGGGGGCGGCUCCAGCAUUCUACCUGGCACCAAUAAAUCUAGCCCAGAAAACGCCUCUCUGCUGCCCUUGCUUUCCUCAACCGCAAGGCAGGGUGGAGGGUCUGACACCUGAGCCCCAGUUUGGUGCAGCUCCGACCUCAUAGGGGGGACUACAAUCCUGACCGACUUGGUGCAGUGGCUCCUCCUCCCCCUCGGGUGUGUGCAUGUUGGGCGGGGGGAGAGGCGGCUCAGCCAGGGCCUCACGGGAAGACCCUCACCAAGGCCCCACUCAGCCCAAGCUGUUGGGCUCCCCUCCUGCCACCUCUCCUUCCAUUC